GACAAAGAGAGAGAGAGAGAAAAAGAAAAUGAGCCAUGUUUUUCGUAACCUAAUAUUUUAUUUUGAAAGUUCCUCAAGGAAGUCCAAAUUUUGCUUUUAUUUUGAAACGCGACGCCAAUUAUCCGCUCUCCGCUUGGUUGUUUAUGUCUCGCAGACGUGUACUGAACCAGGGUGCGAAGUUAACACCCCCGAGUCCCGCCGCUUCUCGACGCCCGAGGUGAGACGCGCAUCCGCGGACACGCGACUCAACCUUACCCCGAGAUUAAAAAUGUCAACCAGCGUGCAGUGUUUCUACUGUCGCGAGGACCUCGGCGGCAAGAGGUUCGUACGCAAAGAGGGCCGUCCGGUAUGCGUGCGCUGCCACACAAAGUUCUGCGCUAACAGUUGCGCCGAGUGCCACCGACCCAUCUCUGUGGAAUCCAAGGAACUGAGCCACAAAGGCCGAUAUUGGCACGAGGACUGCUUCCGAUGCGCCAAAUGCUACAAGCCGCUGGCUAAGGAGCCAUUCACGACCAAGGAUGAGCGCAUCCUGUGUGGCAAGUGCUGCUCCAGAGAAGAAGCUCCACGCUGCCACAUCUGCUAUAAACCCAUACUCGCCGGCACGGAGAGCGUGGAGUACAAAGGCAACUCGUUCCACGACGAGUGUUUCACCUGCUCCCAUUGCAAGCGACCGAUGGCAUCGCAGAGCUUCAUCGCCAAAGGAAAUGACGUCUACUGCAGCCCUUGCUAUGACAUCAAGUUCGCAAAGAUCUGCGUCUCCUGCAAGAAGCCAAUCAUGUCCGGAGGAGUGAACUACCAGCAGCAGCCUUGGCACGGUCACUGUUUCGUGUGCAGCUCUUGCUCCAAGCCUCUAGCCGGGUCCAGCUUCACCAGCCACCAAGACCAGGCCUUCUGCGUUGACUGCUACAAGAAGACUGUGGCUAAGAAAUGCGGUGGAUGCCAAAUGCCUAUCACAGGUUUUGGCAAAGGGGUGAACGUUGUGACCUACGAAGGAGGCUCCUGGCACGAAUACUGCUUUAAUUGUAAGCAGUGCUCCCUCAGUUUGGCGAACAAGCCGUUUGUGGCCAAGGGCCGAGACAUCCUGUGCGCCGACUGCGGUGAUAAGUAAUUAGCGAAAACGCCCUGGAAAUGAGUUAAAGACGUACUGUAUUAAAGACGUCUUUAAUUCUUUGGCUGCCCCGUUAACCACUUUUUAGAGAUCGUGAACAAACAACAUUUUGGUGCAGUCAGUUGUCACCUACAGUGCAAAAAAAAGGUUAAGACAAAUAUUGUUUUCAGCGCAAAUACUGCAAGCUAGCUGUGAAAGAAUAUACUGUGUUUCUUCAUAUAAAAGCCACAGCAGCAAGUUUUUUUAUAAUGACAUUGAAAUAUUUUCAUGAAAAUCAUACUUUUUUUUUUUUUAAAGAAAACUGCCACUUAAGUAAAAUAGUUGCAUAUUUUCAAUUUUUUCUCUCCAAUUUAAUGUCAUAAUAGUUUUUUUUUUUUUUUUUACUUAUGAUAAAGCGUAUUUAUAUUUGUAUAUAUUUUUAUAACUAAAAUGUGUGUUACCAGCCCCAAAACAAAUUUAGCAAUUUUCUAAUUUAGUAUUGUAAUAUAUAUAUUUUUUUAAAUCACAUUUUUUGAAUGAACCAUUUUCUCAAAAAUAGGCAACAUUAUUUAAGUUGGAUAUUUUCAAUAUCAAUGUAAAAAUUACGUCAAGAAAAUGUGUAUAUUUUCAAGAUCCCAAAGUAUUCUAACCCCUUUUCCACGACAACAUAAUAUUCCAAGAAAAACAAACACAAAUUUCUAUAGUACUUUUCACCUUAUUUUUAAAGUAAUAUUUUUCUCAAUAUAUACAGUUUUAUUUUCAAUGGAAAAUAAAUCUUUUUAUUCUCAAAUAAAAUGUUGGAUUUUUCUUUUGGAUUUGGAAGAUAUGUAUGUGAAUUUCUUAGGUGAUUGUGCAUCAAAUAACAAGAACCUGUUGUACACAAACAACAAAAAUGAUGUGAUCCAAGUCCACUUAUAUUCAUCUUAAUGGUGCGUACUUAUUCCUAGCUGUCGCUUCCGUUCCAUGAGUGUUAUUGUGAGGCCAAAGGUGAGCUGCUAUUGCUUUUUUCUCUUAGUGUUUAUACUGCUUCUGGUUCUCAUGUAUUUGGAAUAUCAACUGUUACAAUUGUCAUCCUGAAAAAUAAACGCUUGUUAUACAUUCUUAA
Molecule: messenger RNA, 2192 nt
Organism: Corythoichthys intestinalis (scribbled pipefish)
Lineage: Eukaryota; Metazoa; Chordata; Actinopteri; Syngnathiformes; Syngnathidae
Product: four and a half LIM domains protein 1-like
Exons: 6
Coding region: 29-1108 (359 amino acids)
Biological process (GO): muscle organ development
Molecular function (GO): transmembrane transporter binding
Source: RefSeq, a predicted model, not a curated record